Molecule: messenger RNA, 723 nt
Organism: Mesorhabditis belari
Lineage: Eukaryota; Metazoa; Nematoda; Chromadorea; Rhabditida; Rhabditidae
Source: the annotation of a GenBank genome assembly
AUGCCUGCGACCGGUGAUUACCACUAUCUCUCCUGGCCAAUUCAACAGCCAGCUGUGAAUGUGCCAUUCUUCGAUAUACACGCGUAUAAACACGUCAAUCUCGACGUACCACCAUCCAAAAAUCCACAAGGACAAGAUUUACCUCUCAACGAUGUCUCUACACUCAGAUUCUUCUUCAACUUAAGUGUACAACAAUCUCGCGUCGUUUUGUUGAAGCAACAUUUGAAUCAACAUCUUUCAUCAACAUCGCAAGGAUCGAAUUCUGAUCAACUCGAAUCACUUGCCCAGCUUUCACCUCAACAUCAUAUCCUACGCCAACAACAAAACAUCUUUGCUCAAGCUCAAGCUCAAGCUGCUCAUCAAUUGCAGUUGAACGCCGCUAGACAACAGCCCGUUCCACAAAUUGACCCUGUCACCUCACAUUCUUUAGUUCAACAGUUAGAACAAUUGCGAGUUCAAUCGUCUAAUCUCGAUCGCGUGAUGCAAGAUUUGGCUCUAGAAAGGGAGAAAUGCCAACGACUUUCAGAAGAAAACGGCCAAUUGAAGCAAGAAUUGGCCGCGUUGAGAAAGGAAAAAUUAGAGCUCGAGAAUGAGUAUGACAUGGAAAUGCUGAAUCUAAAGAUGCCGGACGAUUGCUUGCCUGGACUCGUUGCGCAGAUUAUGAAUCUCCGUUGUCGAUUCUAUAAGGCCCACUUGGUUUCGGAUCGAUUCCCAACUUUGAGU